GCCCACAUAGUUGACCCAAGAGCGCCAUUCAGUGUUGGACUGGACCAAUCAGGAGACACUUUACUCAGGGAGGAAGAGGUUAGUGAUUUCACACUGCUUGUGAAUAAUUCUGAAGUGAGCAAGAGCAGCCAAAUAGCAUAUGACUGUGCUCUUACACUAGAGUCAGAUGACACUUUCAGCACUGAUCCCAAAAUCUCUCCUAGUCAACUCAUCCAAACUCCCUGUAUGGAAAUCACUAACCCCUUUCUCAACCCAUUAUUACCGCAGAGUAUUCAGGGGAAUGAGGAGGAUGCAAACACUGACCCCAAUACCACAGGGGGACUGGACACAUCAGAGGUCAUUUUACUCAGUGAAGAGGAAAUGAGUGAUCAUGUGCCGCUUGUAAAUGAAGUGAGUGUCAGUAGCCAAAUGACGUGUGAUGAUAGAACUCUCACAACAGAGCCCUGCCAAACAGAUGAGGCUUUGAGCACUGAUCCCAAUAUCUUUGCUAGUCAACUCAACCAAACUCCAUACUCGGAUGAAAGCCAUAACUCUUUUCCCAAUUCACUCUUACUGCAGAGUGUUCAGGACCAAGGUGAUAAUGCAGCAAACACCGACUCCAAUCAGAGUCCUUCUCCAAGCAGGAGGAGAAAGAUGGGGUCGACUCGUAGGCAUCCUAGAGGUGUACAAAGAGAAGAGGAAGGCACAGAGGAGAAACAAGAAGGGGAAAUAGAAAGCACAGAGGAGAUAGAAGACAAGAGAGAAAACAUGGAUGCAGUGGAAGGUUCUUGCAUGGAGUUUGAAAUGUUGAUGGAAUCUAAGGAUGGAGCUGGUAAUGAGAAGAAUGAAGGAGAAGAGAGAAAUGAGGAGACUGUCCUGACUGACCUCAGCUGGUCAUUCAGUACUUCAAAUCAAGAGGGAAGAAACAUAGAGGCUGACAAUAUAGAAAGUGAGAGCCAAUCAAUUAUAAAGGACUCAAUGGACACAAAACUCUUGCUUCUACGUGAAGCAGAGUUGACUCAGAUUAGUCAAACUCUUCACAACCCUUACCCUGAUGUUCCUACUAUAGAGUCAUAUGACUCCUACCUGACCGAUGACACACUGAACUCAAAUCCUGCCAUCACUGGUUUGCAACACAAAGGAACAUCAUUGGAGGAAACACUUGAUGAAUCAAGAGGAAACACUGACUCCCCUCCAGAUCCACCUUCACUGCAGAGUUCUCUUGGUCCAGAGGAAACAGCAGAGGUAGAAUCCUACACUCCAGGGAGGAAAAGGAAGAUCGGUUCCACUCGCAGCAAGACUCAUCGAGGUAGAAAAGGAGAGGAGAGAAGAGAGGAGGGACAGAAGGAGGAGAAAGGAGAAGACACAGAUGUUAUAGGAGAGGUGGGAGAUGUCAUUAUAACAGCAGAAAUGGAUUCUAGCAUAGAAAAGACUGAGCUUGUAGAGCUUGAGGAACUUCUAGAAAAAGUGACAGAGGAGCAGGCGAUGGGAGACCCAGCGAUCAUAGUAGUGGAGGGAGAGGUCAACAUAGUAGUAGAAGGAGAAUCUGGCAUCGAAAAGUCUGAGCUUGUAGAACAUACAGAAAAAGUUGGAGAGGCGGAGGAGAUAGAAGUAGAAGUGAAAAUAGUCGCAGAGAGCGAGAGCAACCAAACUCCCUCUGACACAGCAGCUCUUACAGUAGAGGCCCAAGAGUCAGGUGACAUGGUUUGUAUAGAGCCAUAUAUAACAUCACAAAACAUGGAAGACAAUAAUCCCUCAUUAAAUGACCUCACAGAAUUAAAUCUGUCUCAAACUGAAAACCCAUAUCUGCUGGAAUCACCUGACACUGCAAAGAAGAGAAGGAAAAGGGGUUCUACUCGUCGGAAUAAAGGUAAACAAGCAGAGACAGACUUUGGGGAGAAACAAGACGCCAAAACUGGAGACGCAGAAAAAUCCCUACAACUUCAGGCGUCCAUUGCAGUUGUGGAAUCCUGGUCCUACAGCAACACAGAAGAGCUCCUGGGUCCAAAAGAAAGUGAAACGGACACUGAGUGUCUUUUGUUUGCUUCUAACACACUCGACCAACCGGAUGACAGAUGUAAAGAGGAAGUUGGUGAGGAUAUUGAACCUGGUAGUGAAGCUGUGGCUAGUUAUAGCAGUGAAUUGCUUCAAGAUACUCUUGGAACCAAAUCACUCUUGCAUCUGCCCCUAGACCUUGCGUUGCAAGUUGUUCAUGGAUUCGCUGCUGAACCCAUAACAGAGGAGUUGAAGAAAGAGGAAGAGAGGAGGCAGGAAAGUGAGCAUGCCGAGGUGGAGUCCUCCACAUUUCUCAGCUCUAGGCAUUCAUUAGAUCAAUCCCUUGAGUCAGACACUUUAACCAACACAGAAGAGUUUGAGUCAUUCAAUAACACAAUAAUCCUCCAAAGUGGAGAAGGUGAAGAGAAACUUGAACCUGUUGUAAAUGAGUCAGAAUUGCAAGAUGAUAUUAACUCUACUGGUCCAGGCAAUCAGGAAACAUUGCACCAAAGAGAUGAAGAUGAGAACUUUGUUGAUCUGAUAGUUGAGGAAAAUAUUGUACUGGCAAAUAUAACUCAUUUUAGACAACCAGACCAUGUAGAAAGCUAUGAACCUGAACAAAGUGAGGAUAUUACCUGCUUUUUACAAUCAACCCCCUCAGACAGCUCUUUGGGUCAUGACAAAAGUGCUCAAUCAGAAUCCAGGAGAAGAAAGAUGGGUUCAACUCGCAGGAAUCCUAGAGGUAGACAUGAGGAGGAAGAACAUGGAGAGAGUAAGAUGCGUAUAUAUCGUCACCUUUAUGAUGAGGGAGAAGAGGUCAUAUUGGGAAAAGAAGAAAUGUUUGGCAUCGAAGAGACUGAGUUUGAAAUAUCUAUGGAGCCUAAAGAUAGCGCCAGUGUAGACGAGAAAGAAGGAGAGCAGAUGGAAAAGGAGAAUUUCCAAACAGAGGAAGACACAGAAAACAUAGAAGAGACAGGAAGGAGGUUAGAGUGGGACAUGGGAACAGUGGAAGGAUCUGGUGUUGAAACAUCGGAAGAGUCUCUGAUGUUAUUGGAACGCGAGCAUGGAGCAGAUGAGGAGAAGAAAGGAAUGGAAGAAGAAAGUCUGAUUGAACCCACCCCUUUUGAUCAAUACAUCGAUUCAUUUGGUAUUGCAGAUCAAUUAUAUAACCAAGAGAAACGCAACAGAUUCACUGUAGACUCUGUCAAUACAGAAACUGAGAGCAACAAUGAAGCAAGCAUGGCCCACAUAGUUGACCCAAGAGCGCCAUUCAGUGUUGGACUGGACCAAUCAGGAGACACUUUACUCAGGGAGGAAGAGGUUAGUGAUUUCACACUGCUUGUGAAUAAUUCUGAAGUGAGCAAGAGCAGCCAAAUAGCAUAUGACUGUGCUCUUACACUAGAGUCAGAUGACACUUUCAGCACUGAUCCCAAAAUCUCUCCUAGUCAACUCAUCCAAACUCCCUGUAUGGAAAUCACUAACCCCUUUCUCAACCCAUUAUUACCGCAGAGUAUUCAGGGGAAUGAGGAGGAUGCAAACACUGACCCCAAUACCACAGGGGGACUGGACACAUCAGAGGUCAUUUUACUCAGUGAAGAGGAAAUGAGUGAUCAUGUGCCGCUUGUAAAUGAAGUGAGUGUCAGUAGCCAAAUGACGUGUGAUGAUAGAACUCUCACAACAGAGCCCUGCCAAACAGAUGAGGCUUUGAGCACUGAUCCCAAUAUCUUUGCUAGUCAACUCAACCAAACUCCAUACUCGGAUGAAAGCCAUAACUCUUUUCCCAAUUCACUCUUACUGCAGAGUGUUCAGGACCAAGGUGAUAAUGCAACAAACACCGACUCCAAUCAGAGUCCUUCUCCAAGCAGGAGGAGAAAGAUGGGGUCGACUCGUAGGCAUCCUAGAGGUGUACAAAGAGAAGAGGAAGGCACAGAGGAGAAACAAGAAGGGGAAAUAGAAAGCACAGAGGAGAUAGAAGACAAGAGAGAAAACAUGGAUGCAGUGGAAGGUUCUUGCAUGGAGUUUGAAAUGUUGAUGGAAUCUAAGGAUGGAGCUGGUAAUGAGAAGAAUGAAGGAGAAGAGAGAAAUGAGGAGACUGUCCUGACUGACCUCAGCUGGUCAUUCAGUACUUCAAAUCAAGAGGGAAGAAACAUAGAGGCUGACAAUAUAGAAAGUGAGAGCCAAUCAAUUAUAAAGGACUCAAUGGACACAAAACUCUUGCUUCUACGUGAAGCAGAGUUGACUCAGAUUAGUCAAACUCUUCACAACCCUUACCCUGAUGUUCCUACUAUAGAGUCAUAUGACUCCUACCUGACCGAUGACACACUGAACUCAAAUCCUGCCAUCACUGGUUUGCAACACAAAGGAACAUCAUUGGAGGAAACACUUGAUGAAUCAAGAGGAAACACUGACUCCCCUCCAGAUCCACCCUCACUGCAGAGUUCUCUUGGUCCAGAGGAAACAGCAGAGGUAGAAUCCUACACUCCAGGGAGGAAAAGGAAGAUCGGUUCCACUCGCAGCAAGACUCAUCGAGGUAGAAAAGGAGAGGAGAGAAGAGAGGAGGGACAGAAGGAGGAGAAAGGAGAAGACACAGAUGUUAUAGGAGAGGUGGGAGAUGUCAUUAUAACAGCAGAAAUGGAUUCUAGCAUAGAAAAGACUGAGCUUGUAGAGCUUGAGGAACUUCUAGAAAAAGUGACAGAGGAGCAGGCGAUGGGAGACCCAGCGAUCAUAGUAGUGGAGGGAGAGGUCAACAUAGUAGUAGAAGGAGAAUCUGGCAUCGAAAAGUCUGAGCUUGUAGAACAUACAGAAAAAGUUGGAGAGGCGGAGGAGAUAGAAGUAGAAGUGAAAAUAGUCGCAGAGAGCGAGAGCAACCAAACUCCCUCUGACACAGCAGCUCUUACAGUAGAGGCCCAAGAGUCAGGUGACAUGGUUUGUAUAGAGCCAUAUAUAACAUCACAAAACAUGGAAGACAAUAAUCCCUCAUUAAAUGACCUCACAGAAUUAAAUCUGUCUCAAACUGAAAACCCAUAUCUGCUGGAAUCACCUGACACUGCAAAGAAGAGAAGGAAAAGGGGUUCUACUCGUCGGAAUAAAGGUAAACAAGCAGAGACAGACUUUGGGGAGAAACAAGACGCCAAAACUGGAGACGCAGAAAAAUCCCUACAACUUCAGGCGUCCAUUGCAGUUGUGGAAUCCUGGUCCUACAGCAACACAGAAGAGCUCCUGGGUCCAAAAGAAAGUGAAACGGACACUGAGUGUCUUUUGUUUGCUUCUAACACACUCGACCAACCGGAUGACAGAUGUAAAGAGGAAGUUGGUGAGGAUAUUGAACCUAGUAGUGAAGCUGUGGCUAGUUAUAGCAGUGAAUUGCUUCAAGAUACUCUUGGAACCAAAUCACUCUUGCAUCUGCCCCUAGACCUUGCGUUGCAAGUUGUUCAUGGAUUCGCUGCUGAACCCAUAACAGAGGAGUUGAAGAAAGAGGAAGAGAGGAGGCAGGAAAGUGAGCAUGCCGAGGUGGAGUCCUCCACAUUUCUCAGCUCUAGGCAUUCAUUAGAUCAAUCCCUUGAGUCAGACACUUUAACCAACACAGAAGAGUUUGAGUCAUUCAAUAACACAAUAAUCCUCCAAAGUGGAGAAGGUGAAGAGAAACUUGAACCUGUUGUAAAUGAGUCAGAAUUGCAAGAUGAUAUUAACUCUACUGGUCCAGGCAAUCAGGAAACAUUGCACCAAAGAGAUGAAGAUGAGAACUUUGUUGAUCUGAUAGUUGAGGAAAAUAUUGUACUGGCAAAUAUAACUCAUUUUAGACAACCAGACCAUGUAGAAAGCUAUGAACCUGAACAAAGUGAGGAUAUUACCUGCUUUUUACAAUCAACCCCCUCAGACAGCUCUUUGGGUCAUGACAAAAGUGCUCAAUCAGAAUCCAGGAGAAGAAAGAUGGGUUCAACUCGCAGGAAUCCUAGAGGUAGACAUGAGGAGGAAGAACAUGGAGAGAGUAAGAUGCGUAUAUAUCGUCACCUUUAUGAUGAGGGAGAAGAGGUCAUAUUGGGAAAAGAAGAAAUGUUUGGCAUCGAAGAGACUGAGUUUGAAAUAUCUAUGGAGCCUAAAGAUAGCGCCAGUGUAGACGAGAAAGAAGGAGAGCAGAUGGAAAAGGAGAAUUUCCAAACAGAGGAAGACACAGAAAACAUAGAAGAGACAGGAAGGAGGUUAGAGUGGGACAUGGGAACAGUGGAAGGAUCUGGUGUUGAAACAUCGGAAGAGUCUCUGAUGUUAUUGGAACGCGAGCAUGGAGCAGAUGAGGAGAAGAAAGGAAUGGAAGAAGAAAGUCUGAUUGAACCCACCCCUUUUGAUCAAUACAUCGAUUCAUUUGGUAUUGCAGAUCAAUUAUAUAACCAAGAGAAACGCAACAGAUUCACUGUAGACUCUGUCAAUACAGAAACUGAGAGCAACAAUGAAGCAAGCAUGGCCCACAUAGUUGACCCAAGAGCGCCAUUCAGUGUUGGACUGGACCAAUCAGGAGACACUUUACUCAGGGAGGAAGAGGUUAGUGAUUUCACACUGCUUGUGAAUAAUUCUGAAGUGAGCAAGAGCAGCCAAAUAGCAUAUGACUGUGCUCUUACACUAGAGUCAGAUGACACUUUCAGCACUGAUCCCAAAAUCUCUCCUAGUCAACUCAUCCAAACUCCCUGUAUGGAAAUCACUAACCCCUUUCUCAACCCAUUAUUACCGCAGAGUAUUCAGGGGAAUGAGGAGGAUGCAAACACUGACCCCAAUACCACAGGGGGACUGGACACAUCAGAGGUCAUUUUACUCAGUGAAAAGGAAAUGAGUGAUCAUGUGCCGCUUGUAAAUGAAGUGAGUGUCAGUAGCCAAAUGACGUGUGAUGAUAGAACUCUCACAACAGAGCCCUGCCAAACAGAUGAGGCUUUGAGCACUGAUCCCAAUAUCUCUGCUAGUCAACUCAACCAAACUCCAUACUCGGAUGAAAGCCAUAACUCUUUUCCCAAUUCACUCUUACUGCAGAGUGUUCAGGACCAAGGUGAUAAUGCAGCAAACACCGACUCCAAUCAGAGUCCUUCUCCAAGCAGGAGGAGAAAGAUGGGGUCGACUCGUAGGCAUCCUAGAGGUGUACAAAGAGAAGAGGAAGGCACAGAGGAGAAACAAGAAGGGGAAAUAGAAAGCACAGAGGAGAUAGAAGACAAGAGAGAAAACAUGGAUGCAGUGGAAGGUUCUUGCAUGGAGUUUGAAAUGUUGAUGGAAUCUAAGGAUGGAGCUGGUAAUGAGAAGAAUGAAGGAGAAGAGAGAAAUGAGGAGACUGUCCUGACUGACCUCAGCUGGUCAUUCAGUACUUCAAAUCAAGAGGGAAGAAACAUAGAGGCUGACAAUAUAGAAAGUGAGAGCCAAUCAAUUAUAAAGGACUCAAUGGACACAAAACUCUUGCUUCUACGUGAAUCAGAUUUCGCUGAGAUUAGGGAAACUCUUCACAACCCUGAUGUUCCUACUCUUGAGUCCCAUCUGACUGAUGACACACUGAUUUCAACAGAUAAAGUUAGAGAGGUGGAGGAGAUAGAAGUAGAAGUGAAAAUAGUAAUGGAGAGCCAGAGCAUCCAAACUCCCUCUGACGCAGCAGUUCUUACAGUAGAGGCCCAAGAGUCAGGUGACAUGGUUUGUAUAGACCCUCAUAUCUCUGCUAUUCAACUUACCCAAACAGCAGACAUGGAACAAUGUCUGUUAACACAAAGUAAUAGCCCCAGUCUUCCUUCGAAAUCAUCUCUGUCUCUGAGUUCCCAAUCUCGCGAGGUUGUUGGUGAAUCCAAAGCUACAGGGAAUAGAAGAAAGAUGGGCUUUACUCAUCGGACACAGGGAGGACUCCACGCAGAGGAAGAGAAGCAGGAGACAGGAGAAAAUAUAACAGAGGCAGAGGUCAGAGCGGAAACCAUUGGAAAUCCAGAAGUCAAUGCUGUUUUGGAAAGAUUUCAAGAGGAGCGUAGGGCUGAAGCUGUCAGUCUGGAGGACCAACAGGAGAUACAGAGCACAGAGAAGGAGACAAUACUCAUAGAGGUGGUUGCCUCAAGCACUGUUUUGAGUGGAAAAGGGUCUGAACCAGUGGCUCCAGCUCCACAGCCAGGCCCUGGGAAUAAAAGAGGUCAAGAAAAGGCAGAGCGUGUGGAGAAGCCCCCGGGUACCUUCGGAAGCUCUGGCUCUAGUUCAAACCCCUACAACGUGGUGAUGGUUGGAAACAGCAGUGUGGGCAAAACCUCCUUCAUGAGGCGUUUCCAAAGUGGAGAGUUCUGUCUGCACCACGAUGCAACCAUUGGUAUUGAUACCUGUAUACAGUCUGUGACAGUGGAUGCAAGCCCAGUGACUCUACAGUUAUGGGAUACUGCAGGUCAGGAAAGAUUCCACAGCAUCACCAGACAAGUGUUCCACAAAGCCCAGGGUCUAAUGCUGAUGUAUGACAUCACUUCCUCUCAGAGCUUCUGUGACAUCUGCUACUGGAUCAAUUGCAUUCAGGAGGGGGCUCCAGAUGAUGUCAUCGUUAUACUCCUUGGGAACAAGACUGAUUGUGCUGAUCUAGAACGAGAGGUUCAGACUCAUGAAGGGGAGAACCUUGCAAAGGGGUACGACAUGCUCUUUAUGGAGUGUAGUGCUGCAACAGGUGACAAUGUGACUCUGUCUAUGGAAACUCUGGCAAGGAUGCUAAAGCAGCUGGGUGAGCAGACAAGACAAGAAGAGGGAAGCUUGGUGUUGCAGAAAGAACCCCCAAAGAAGAAAUCAGGCUGCUGCUGAUCAAGGUGGAGAAGAUUGGUACAUGUCAUAAUCUGCAGCACAUACACGCACGCACAUACGCACCCACGUACACACACACAUGCAUUUGUGCCCUAUAUGCCCUUAUGAUUGUAUUUUUACUUCUAAAUGUUCUAUAUGUAAUAUAUCAGAUUUAAAUUUAAAAAACAUUUGUCAAUGCAUGCCAAAGCAUAUACUGUAGUGGUAGUAAUGUGACGCUUGAGAUGAUUCUCCCUUUUCUACUUCUUUCAAACACUGUUUGUGGGGGGAAAAAUAUAUUUAUUCAAUUAUGAAGAGAUAUAUAUUCAUACCAACACUAUUUAUUUACAGUAGAUAGUGUCAUAUUACAAUUUAUUGUUGUGUUUCUUUUUGCUUGUAAAACAUCCACCUAUGCAGUUUAUACAAGCCUAAUAAAUACAUAAUACAUUCAAUUGCCUCCAUAAUUCCAGUCAUAUUGACAGAAAAUAUAAAAAAUUAUUUCUUUAACUAUUACUGUGAGUUCCAGGAGCUGCCACGCUCGUCCGAUCCGUCGAUCUUAUUGACUCACUGCUAUUAUCACAUUGUACCUAAUCUGUAUGGACUAGAAGAGACUAGAAGUCAGAGACGUUCAGAGUGUGAUUGCAUCGAUUGUUGUGUUGCCUCGUGGGUUCCAGAGCAACAGUAUGGCUAGCACCAACAGGCUGAGGAACACAGCAAACGCUAUGAAGAAGACUUCUGCUGCCCACUGGCCAUGCUGCACACCUGUCACCACCAGGGGGCGCUCUGAAGGGAUCAGGUUGGUCAGGUUCAACAUGUAGCCCAGCGUCCAGUUGAUGUCUGUG
This is a messenger RNA of Salvelinus namaycush (lake trout), 9575 nucleotides long. RefSeq lists its product as uncharacterized. Gene Ontology annotation, molecular function: GTP binding; GTPase activity. Bases 226 to 8757 code for a protein of 2843 amino acids. Lineage: Eukaryota; Metazoa; Chordata; Actinopteri; Salmoniformes; Salmonidae. The transcript is spliced from 8 exons. The record is from RefSeq and is a predicted model, not a curated record.